AUGUCAUAUUAUAUUAAAUUAAGACGAGCAAAACAAACAUACUUUAUAGUUGUUGUUCCUUCAGACACUAUUGGAAUUGUUAAACAACGACUAGCUAUGGUUGCUGGAUGUAAUCCAGAUAUUAUUGGUAUUUUAAGUAAAGAUAAUAAAACAAUUAUGAGUGAUGACACACAACUUGGGGUUGGAGUAGAAGUUGGUCAACUUUUUUAUUUUGUAUUGAGAAAUGAAACAGGAGAAUAUGAGCCAUUAAAAAUAAUUGAUCUUGUUUAA
Molecule: messenger RNA, 270 nt
Organism: Entamoeba dispar SAW760
Lineage: Eukaryota; Evosea; Mastigamoebida; Endamoebidae
Exons: 3
Coding region: 1-270 (89 amino acids)
Molecular function (GO): protein binding
Source: RefSeq, a predicted model, not a curated record